Messenger RNA from Rhea pennata, 3649 nucleotides. It is a transcript of the gene OGN, whose product is annotated as osteoglycin. The record is from RefSeq and is a predicted model, not a curated record. Gene Ontology annotation, molecular function: protein binding. Gene Ontology annotation, biological process: bone development; articular cartilage development. The transcript has 7 exons. NCBI's taxonomy places the organism in Eukaryota, Metazoa, Chordata, Aves, Rheiformes, Rheidae. Gene Ontology annotation, cellular component: extracellular matrix. The coding region runs from base 282 to 1163 and encodes 293 amino acids.
GAAAGAAUGCUGGCAAAGCGUUCUUUACCCCAUGGAAAGCACUUUUAAAACUGUCAAUCUUUGAAACAGCAUUCAUUUCAACAACUUGGAUGUAAUCCAUAACUUUACGCUUUCAUCAAACCAAUCUGGGUUCACAUAUAGAUAAGAAUAUUUGGUUUUAGGACAAUUACAGAAGAACUUUGAGUCUGCUAAAACGUCGCAAAGAAAGUAUUCUCCAUAGUCAACACUCUAGCAGAUCUUCAACAGCUCAGUGAAAGCCCGAUACAUUGUUCUCUGCUAAAAUGAAGACUUUGCAGCCUACUUUUUUUCUGUUUGUGUUUGUGUUGUUGGUAAAGUCAGCACCACCUAUACAGCAAGAAUCAUUCAAGCUUUAUGACUAUGAUACAGACGUUACUCUGGGAAGACUGAUCGAACAAGAUUAUGAAACGAAAAUCAAGGAUAUAAAAAAGGAUGGAAUGAAUGUUUCUCCUAACAUCACUCUAAGAAUGCAAGGGGAUGACAGUGAAAGCAAUGUAUCACCAACAAAGGAUACAAAUUUACCUACUUGUCUGCUCUGUGUGUGUUUAAGUGGAUCAGUGUACUGUGAAGAAAUAGAUAUUGAAGCUGUACCUCCACUGCCAAAGGAAACUGCGUAUCUUUAUGCACGAUUUAACAAAAUAAAAAGGAUAGCAGUCUCAGAUUUUGCUGACAUCACUACUUUGAGAAGAAUUGACUUUAGCGGAAAUCGUAUUGAAGAAAUAGAGGAUGGAGCCUUUUCAAAGCUUCACUUAUUGGAAGAACUUUCUCUUGCUGAAAAUCGACUUGUAAAACUUCCUGUUCUACCUCCCAAGCUAACAACAUUUAAUGCAAACCAAAACAGAAUCAAGAGCAGAGGAAUCAAAGCAAAUGCCUUCAAGAAACUGACAAACUUGGCCUACCUCUACUUAGGACAUAACGCACUGGAAUCUGUUCCCCUUAACUUACCAGAGAGCCUGCGCAUUCUACAUCUUCAGUACAACAAUAUCACUACGAUCAAUGACGACACAUUCUGCAAAUCUAACAAUACACGUUAUAUCCGCACGAGUAUGGAUGAAAUACGAAUGGAAGGAAAUCCAAUCCUCUUGGCAAAGCAUGUUAAUGCUUUUUCAUGCUUGAGAACACUGCCUGUAGGAUCGUACUACUAGCCACUGCCUAUGUAAAGAUCAUUUUUAUUUCUUUGUUUACAUGUUUAUAUCCUCUUCCUUGCUAAUGCAGUUUCUCUGCAUACCCAGAACCUUUUACUACAUUAAGCUGUGUUUUGGCUCUGAAAUAACAAUUUCAAAUAGCCACUUUACUUGGUAGUUAAAAUGCCAACUCUGUUUUCAGAAUCUUUUCUGUUAAUGACAGUGUAAAAACAUACACACACACACACACCAUCUCAACUUUUACUUCACCAUAAUCGCUACACAUAGAUAAAAUCAUACAAGUGAAAAAAAACACCACCAUUCACACUUUUCACCAUUUCAAAAAAAAAAACAAAAAAAACAAAAAAAAACACAUUACAUUAUACUUUCAGAUAAACCCCAAAUAUUUUUUGGGCAAGCUAUAAAUGAAAAACAUUUCUGACAUCCAAUCAGACAUUCGUUUGAUCUGAAAUGCAGCUUUAUUCACUACACUUUUUGAAGCUCAAUUGAAAGUUGCAAUGGAAAUAAGAUUAUGUUCAGAAACAGAAUUUUUCAAAGAUGUGUUAAAGCUUCCUUAAAUACUUGGUUUGUCAAAAAUGAACAAAAUUCAUUUAUAGACAUAGGGUACCAAGCAAUAUAGCAAGUAGAACUUUUCAAAGAUGCGCUAAAACGUCUUUAAAUAUUUUGCUUUAAAAAAUACAUUCACAUUCACUCUCAAAUAUGAAUGUAAGGAAUAUAUAUAAAAUAUAUAUAUAUACACACAUGCAUAUAUUCAUGUAUAUGUAUUUAUAUGCAUACACACACACACAUUCAUUCAUACAUAUGCACUCCUCUAAAUUUUUCUUCAGUUGUACUCACAAGAGUCAUUCUUUCAAUUCCCAUUUUAACACAGCAGUGAGGGUACAGUGUAGCAUGUCUCCAAGUGAUACAGCCUCAACAUCAUUCCACUGCUUUUUCUUGAUAAGGAAACGUCACAGAAUAUAAUUAAUAGCAAAAUUGUAUUAAUUAUUUUACUUGUAAAAGAAUUAAAGAUUUCAGCUAGAGCGCCAUGCAAAGAAACCGAAAUGUCUUUGUACAGUAAUACUUCCACUCAUUAGGAAAUCAAAUUAGAUCUUUAAAUCGAGAAGUUGAUUGUAUUGUUAAUUUCAAGCAAAUUCAAUUAGCAUAAUUUUACUCUUUGACUUCUUUCAACUAUACAGUCUAUUAAAAGGCAAACGAACGUACAAAGUUAUCAACAGUCAGUUCAACUAUACAUAAUUAGAUGCAGAAGACACUAUUUCUAAUGACAACCAUACAUCUCUGCUGACUUUUCAUUCUCAGUUUCUCCCUCCAAAUAUAUAUUAGGGGCUUAAAGCUCUUCAGAUAAAUGAACUGCAAAAAAUGUGCUAAUUCUUAUUACUAGAUCAAUGUCAUACUAACUUUAAAGCUACUAUGGAUUUCUGAUUUGUAGAAAUAGCAUCAAAUGCAUGAUAAUGUAUCAUUAUGCAACUAGAAUACUGAUUUUAAGAUAUGUUGUAUUAACUAUUUUUAUCUUAUUUAGGUAAGCCUUGAUUUGUUAGUGCUUGUGCUACAGGGAAUUAUUAAGUGCACAUUUAAUUCUAAACAUACUGAUGCUCUGCCAUUAGGAGUGUUGAAACCUAAUAAUCUUUUUAAGUGACUAUAUCAAGUAUCAACCGUGGGUUCAUCUUCUUGAAAGGGGAUACAGUUACAAAAGACAAAAACAUUUUGUCCUCACAACUCAAGAAAGUAAUAAUUUUCCUAUUUUCCCUCCCAUUUUAAACUGCCCAAUAUAACAAGAAAAAUUCCACUGUCUUAAUGCAUCUGAUAACAAAUCCUAGUUCAACAGCAAGGAUUUGAUUUUCAUUUUCUAAUAAUAAUAAGUCUCUGAUUUUAUUCUCAUCUCAAUUAGUUAUUACUAAAUAAAGCUUUCCGAAUUUAAUGAGAUUAGUAAAUAUCAAGUCUUCCUAUUACCUCUAUGAAAAAAAAAACUGUGCAUACGUAAGUAUUUGCACAUUUAUGUAAUAUUUACACAUAAAUAUUAAAAUAUAAUCACUACCGCAAAAAACUUAAUACUUCCUUUAAAAAGUUCUAUAUAUUUAAUAAGAACUAAAGAUCAACAGUAACAUCUAUUUAACAGUCUAAAUAUUUUGUGAACAAACAGAUGUGGCAAAGUGGUCUCUUCAGAGAUUCUUGUGCAGGCAGUAAAUUAUCCAAUAAGCUUUAAUUUACCUUCACCAAUUCCUAGCAAAUUAAGUCAGCAGAAUAUUAAUUGAGAAGGGUUUCAGUAUGCAGGAAUUUUAGCCUUCUAUUUUUGUGACCAGUACUUUUAUCAAGCUGAAUGUACAUUAUGCUAUUUUUUCCUAACACUUGUUUCUGUUCUGUAUUACCAAUAAAACUUGGGGUUUUUUUCUUGUUUAUCAGCACCAGCUUCAACAAUCUGCUCUUACUGCAAUGUGAACAUACUUUAACUGUUGAGUCUCAGAGCAGAAUAAAGGCAUCAGAACAUA